UCCACUCCAUACAUAGCUAAGAGUGCAAAAAAAAAAAAAAAAAAAAAAAUCAAAAUAUUGUUGUCAUGGGGUUUCUUGAUAUCUCCACCAUUCGCAUUUCAAAACCAGUACUAGUUUUGUUGCUGUUUCAUCAUGUGGUUAUUGCUAACUCUUCCUACUCUUCGCAGAAGCAGUAUCCAUCUUGCCCUGAUGAGGAGAAGUCCGCCCUGCUGCAAUUCAGAGACAGCUUUACUAUUGACAAAUCUGCUUCUAGAUCUCCCGAUGCUUAUCCAAAGGUUUCAUCAUGGAAACCAGCUGAAGGAGGAAAUAGCACCUGCUGCUCAUGGGAAGGUGUCAAGUGUGAUGAGAAGACGGGUCAUGUGAUUGGCCUAGAUCUUGGUAGCAGCUGUCUCCACGGCUCUAUCUGUUGAAUAGUAAUCUUGUCUUAGGCCCAAGACAAGUGAUCCAACCCAAAACCAAUGAGAAAAUGCUAGAAAACUCUAGCAAAGAAGGUAGAAAGUUGGAAAAGUUUAAGAAAAUCUAGAAAAAUGGUUUGUAUGUAGAAAAGGCUAGAACCAUCAUAAAUGUAUAGGUUAUUAUGUAAUGCCCAUGUCGGUGGCAUGCAUAACAAGCUAGAAUAAUCUAGCAAAUGCCUAGGUUGGUGUAGUAUGUGCAUGUUCAUACACUAGAAAACUCUAGUGAUGGCAUAGGUCGGCAAACAUGCCUAUAAAUAGGUGUAUGUGUGUGAGUUGUGAAGCAAGAACUAAGAAGAAGUGAGAGCAAGUAAGAGAGCAAGAAGUGUGAGAGUGUUUGAGUGUUUCCUCUUGUACUAAGUUUGUGUGAGAAUAAAAAAAAUUUGUAUAA
Malus domestica (apple) is the source of this 843-nucleotide messenger RNA. Lineage: Eukaryota; Viridiplantae; Streptophyta; Magnoliopsida; Rosales; Rosaceae. The record is from RefSeq and is a predicted model, not a curated record.